AUGCCUCAGGCUUACCAGGAUGAGCACCACCAUGCCCAGGCGCUCGACUCGUCCAUCGUCCCCGCCACGAAGGGCAAUCGUUACCAGAACUCGAGGGCUUAUCUGAUGGCCUUCAUUGGCUUCAUGGGCAUUUUCCUUUUCGGCUACGACACUGGUCUCGGUGGCGGCGUGUUGGCGCUCCCCACUUUCCAGAGCGAGUUCGGUCUGAUCGAUGACAAGGGCGUUGCGGUUCCCAACCUCUCUGCUCUUCAAGGCAACAUCGUCUCCGUCCUCCAGGGUGGUGCUUUCUUCGGCGCAAUCUUUGGUGCCCCCAUCGAGGACAAGCUCGGCCGUAAGAUUGGUCUCAUGAUCGGCUGUGGCGUCUUCAUCAUUGGCGGUGUUAUCCAGACCGCUUGCUUCGGCUCGCUCGACCAGUUUUACGUCGGUCGUGUCAUCGCCGGCGUGGGUGUCGGUCUCAUGUCCAUGAUCUGCCCCACGUAUGCUUCGGAAAUCGCUCCUAAGGAGAUCCGUGGUCGCAUCACCGGUCUGUUCCAGAUUGUUGUUGUCGUCGGUGUCGCCUUCUCGUUCUGGAUCAACUACGGUGUGUCGUUCAUGACCGCGGCCGACGGUGCCAAGCAGUGGCGUAUCCCCAUCGGUUUCCAGAUUGUUCCCGUCGGUAUCAUGAUGAUACUCCUUCCCUUCCUCAAGGAGUCGCCCCGUUGGCUCGCCACCAAGCACCAGGAGGAGAAGGCUCUCGAGAACCUCGCCUGGAUCCGCAAGGUCUCUGUCAACGACCAGAACCUCCAGCUUGAGUUUGCCGAGAUCCAGGCCGCCAUCAGGGAGGAGGAGGAGCAGACCAAGGGUGCCUCGUGGCGCGAGAUCUUCGCCAAGGGCAACCCCGUUCGCUUCGUCAUCGCCUUUGUCGUCUUCACCCUUCAGCAGUGGUCGGGCCAGAACUCGAUCUCCUACUACGCCCCCAUCAUCUUCAAGGCUAUCGGUAUUACCGGCUCGCACACCAGUCUCCUCGCCUCGGGUAUCUACGGUAUCGUCAAGAUUGUCGCCACCUCGGUCUUCAUCGCGUUCGGUGUUGAGCGUUUCGGUCGCAAGCUUCCGCUGCAAGUCGGCGUUCUCCUCAUGUCGAUCUGCCUCUGGAUUAUCGGCGCCAUCAUGUUCACCCACGUCGUUUACAGCGAGACGACCCAUACCUGGGGCAUCCCCGUCACCGGAACCACUGCCCCAUCGUCCAUCGGCAUGGCUGUCAUGAUCUACCUCUUCGUUAUCCCGUACUGCUUCAGCGUGGGGCCCCUCCCCUGGGUCGUCUGUUCGGAGAUCUUCAACAAUAGGACGCGCCACUACGGCCUCAUGACCGCUGCUGCCACCCAGUGGCUGCACAACUUCGCCGUUUCGAUGGCCACCCCUACUAUGGUCACCAAGCUCGACAAGGGCGGCAUCUUCUUCUUCUUCGCGACCAUUAACAUCAUCUCCCUCGUCCUGACCACCCUCUUCCUCCCGGAGACCAAGGGUAUCUCGCUCGAGGCGAUGGACGUCCUCUUCGGCUCGACCACCGCCGAGGAGCGUGAGCAGGCCAUUCUCAACCGCGCCAAGAUCAACCACGUCGAGGAGAAGCAGGAGGUUGGCCACGUUGAGGACUCCAAGAGGUCCACCGACCAGAUUGUCUAA
This is a messenger RNA of Apiotrichum porosum, 1659 nucleotides long. RefSeq lists its product as uncharacterized. Lineage: Eukaryota; Fungi; Basidiomycota; Tremellomycetes; Trichosporonales; Trichosporonaceae. The coding region runs from base 1 to 1659 and encodes 552 amino acids. The transcript is spliced from 5 exons. Gene Ontology annotation, molecular function: carbohydrate:proton symporter activity. The record is from RefSeq and is a predicted model, not a curated record. Gene Ontology annotation, cellular component: membrane. Gene Ontology annotation, biological process: carbohydrate transport; transmembrane transport.